Raphanus sativus (radish) is the source of this 840-nucleotide messenger RNA. Its product is annotated as pathogenesis-related protein 5-like. Gene Ontology annotation, cellular component: extracellular region. The transcript is spliced from 2 exons. Gene Ontology annotation, biological process: defense response. The record is from RefSeq and is a predicted model, not a curated record. NCBI's taxonomy places the organism in Eukaryota, Viridiplantae, Streptophyta, Magnoliopsida, Brassicales, Brassicaceae. Bases 17 to 757 code for a protein of 246 amino acids.
ACUUGAGAAACUAGAAAUGGCGAAUUUCUCCGGUUUACGCCUUCUCUUCUUCUCCUUCAUCAUAGCUACAGGUGCAGUGUCCGUCGUCUCCGGUACCGUUUUCACCAUCCAGAAUAGCUGCAGUUUCCCAGUCUGGCCGGGAAUCCUAACCGGAAACGGCGGCGCACAACUCAACGAUGGCGGGUUUACCUUAAACCCUGGAGCGUCCGUUGACGUAACCGCACCUGCGGGCUGGUCCGGCCGAAUCUGGGGCCGAACAGGCUGUAACUUCGACGGCUCAGGCGCCGGAAGAUGUCUCACCGGAGACUGCGGCAACAAAUUAAGAUGCGCCGGCGCAGGAGGAGUUCCACCGGUCACGCUCGCCGAGUUCACCAUCGGCAAUGGCGGCGCGAAGGACUUCUACGACGUAAGCCUCGUCGACGGUUACAACGUCCAGAUGGGGGUCACGACGCGAGGCGGCUCAGGCGAUUGCCAAAACAUCGGAUGCGUUGCGGACGUGAACGGGCGCUGUCCGAACGAGCUACGUGUUAUGGAUGGGGCGAAUGUUGUGGCGUGUAAGAGCGCAUGCGAGGCUUUUGGCAAACCAGAGUAUUGUUGCACCGGAGCGUUCAAUACACCGGAGAGUUGUCCACCGACGAAUUACUCGAGAAUUUUUAAAGGAGCUUGCCCUAAGGCGUAUAGCUAUGCAUACGACGACGCUUCGAGCACUUUUACUUGUGCCAACGCUAACUAUUCUAUCAUUUUCUGUCCUAGAUAAUUAUCGUUAUCGGACAAUUUGUAAUAUUAUGGAACUAUGGAUUCGUUGAUACUGAUAAAAGGUUUUCUGGAAUGAGAUAAAUU